Messenger RNA from Mycetomoellerius zeteki, 1249 nucleotides. It is a transcript of the gene Ciao1, whose product is annotated as cytosolic iron-sulfur assembly component 1. Gene Ontology annotation, biological process: iron-sulfur cluster assembly. NCBI's taxonomy places the organism in Eukaryota, Metazoa, Arthropoda, Insecta, Hymenoptera, Formicidae. The transcript has 3 exons. Gene Ontology annotation, molecular function: protein binding. The record is from RefSeq and is a predicted model, not a curated record. Bases 230 to 1249 code for a protein of 339 amino acids. Gene Ontology annotation, cellular component: mitochondrion; cytosolic [4Fe-4S] assembly targeting complex; cytoplasm.
AUGCAUGCGAGAAUUAGGGACUAUUUGUUUCAAGAACACAAAACGGUGAGUUUGCAAAAUCUCUGGAUACUUUAUUACUGCUUUAUUACUGUGCGCAAAGCAAAUUUGGAAGGAAUAACUUUCGUCGUCAAUCAAUUAUCGUCAUGUGACACAAAAUCUCUCUAAAUCUAGGCUCAUUGUUGUUAAUUACAUACAUUACAAACAAAUCACCCCUAUACUGUAUAUAAAAAUGAGAAAGGUAGCAAUGGGUACAUUGGAACUAAAGCAAAGUCUGACUGGGCAUGGAGGCAGGGUGUGGAAUAUUUGUUGGCAUCCCAAAGGUGCGAAUCUAGCGUCUUGCGGCGAAGAUAAGACGAUUAUAAUAUGGGGAUUGGAGGGACCCAAGUGGGUUACAAAAAUGAUCCUUACCGAAGGACAUUCCAGAACCAUUAGAGAACUGGCUUGGUCCCCCUGUGGUAAUUAUAUCGCGUCGGCGAGUUUUGAUGCCACUACUGCGGUAUGGGACAAGAAGUCGGGACAGUUUGAAUGUAAUGCGACGUUAGAAGGGCAUGAGAACGAAGUUAAAAGCGUUAGUUGGUCAAUCUCUGGUCAGUUACUCGCCACAUGUAGCCGAGACAAAUCUGUAUGGGUAUGGGAAGUGAAUGACGAUGAAUACGAAUGUGCUGCCGUUAUCAAUGCUCAUACUCAAGACGUAAAGAAGGUGAGAUGGCAUCCACAUGAAGAAAUUCUAGCCUCUGCCAGUUACGACAACACAGUGAAGAUAUUUAAGGAAGAUGCUGCUGAUAGCGAUUGGUCAUGCACCGCAACCUUGUCGUCUCACACAUCUACGGUAUGGAGUCUUUCAUGGGAUAAGAUCGGCGAUCGAAUAGCAACCUGCAGCGAUGAUAAAACGGUUAAGAUAUGGCGGGAAUAUAAACCUGGAAACGAUAUGGGCAUUGCUACACCGAACAACGAGUCUAUCUGGAAGUGUAUCUGCACACUGUCGGGAUAUCAUACGAGAACUAUUUAUGAUAUCGAUUGGUGCAAAAUUACGGGUUUACUGGUGACCGCGUGCGGCGACGAUAUCAUUAGGAUAUUUAAAGAGGAUAGCGACUGUGAUCCACAUCAACCGAGUUUUACAAUGAUCUGCUCGAUAAAUAGUGCACACGCUCAAGAUGUUAAUUGUGUUCAGUGGAAUCCUACAAUUCCUGGACAACUCGCGUCUGCGAGCGACGAUAGUACAGUGAAGAUAUGGCUUUAUAAUGAAUAA